Messenger RNA from Anolis carolinensis (green anole), 1223 nucleotides. RefSeq names its product SREBF pathway regulator in golgi 1 (gene spring1). Gene Ontology annotation, biological process: positive regulation of SREBP signaling pathway. The transcript is spliced from 5 exons. The record is from RefSeq and is a predicted model, not a curated record. NCBI's taxonomy places the organism in Eukaryota, Metazoa, Chordata, Lepidosauria, Squamata, Anolidae. The coding region runs from base 24 to 641 and encodes 205 amino acids.
CUCGCCUCGCCUCGCCUCCCCUCAUGGUGCAGCUGCUGGGCCUGGUGUGGCGGAGGCUGCUGCGCAAGCGCUGGGUGCUGGGCGUCGUCUUCGGCCUCUCGCUCGUCUACUUCCUCAGCAGCACCUUCAAGCAGGAAGAGCGAGUGCUAUGGGACCGAAAUCUCCCCCAGGCGCAAGACGAAGACCAUCCCAUUGCAUGGAAAGUCCAGUUCAGUCCCGGGAACGGCAGUCAGCAGGGGAACCAGUGUCGAAACUCAGUCCAAGGGAAGCUGCUGAUCACGGAUGAGCUGGGUUAUAUCUGUGAACGGAAGGACGUGUUGGUGAACGGUUGUUGCAAUGUCGAUGCACCCGGCACGAAGCUGUACAGCUGUGAGAGCUGCCUGUCAAAUGGCUGUUGCAGUGUGUACGAGGCCUGCGUUUCCUGCUGCUUGCAGCCCAACAAGCAACAGGUUCUGGAAAAUUUUUUGAAUCGAGCGGCAGUGGCCUUCCGGAAUCUUUUUCUUUCUGUGGAGGAUCAUUUUGAGCUGUGUCUGGCAAAAUGCAGGACCUCGUCGCAGAGCGUCCAGCACGAAAACACCUAUCGGAACCCAAUUGCCAAAUAUUGCUAUGGGGAGUACCCCCCCGAUCUCUUGUCUGUGUGAACCAGUAGAGCAAACUGGUACCAGCGCGAGAGAAGUGGACUGGAGUUGGCAACAAAAGGAAGAGCAACGUCGCAGCUACUUAGGCUAGUGCAUUUGCUUGAACUUGCUUUGUACUUUCACCACCCUGGACAGUUGACUUGUUAACAUCUCCCUUCUGUUGUUAAACGGAACCAAGAUGCCAGAUAUCUCCAACCAUUGGACACAAAAGAUCAUGGUCAAACCUUGCAUCCCAGAUCUGGUCAGUCAAGCUCCAUGUUAAAAGACAGGUGUAUAUUUCUGUGGCUCGUGGCCUAUUUUGGACUGAUGGACAAAUGAAGCUCAGGAGAAAGACUGUAAACCCACGGAGUGGGAGAAGAAUGCUAUGCUCUGAAGACCGUCGUCUUUUUGUAAAUAUUAUUUAUUGGAAUCAUGCAGACAGUAUUAGCUCUAGAUGUAUUUGAUGUAUUUCCUGAAGCUGAUAUCAGAGGAGUGUCAGCAUUAGUGUAAGAAUGCAGAAAAAGCAUUUAUUUGGUUUUCAGGCUUGGGAUGGCAAAGUAUUUCCUUGAAAAAUCUUACCUGUAAAUGCAUUCUGUACAUGAAAAA